Messenger RNA from Trematosphaeria pertusa, 885 nucleotides. RefSeq lists its product as uncharacterized. The coding region runs from base 1 to 885 and encodes 294 amino acids. The record is from RefSeq and is a predicted model, not a curated record. NCBI's taxonomy places the organism in Eukaryota, Fungi, Ascomycota, Dothideomycetes, Pleosporales, Trematosphaeriaceae. The transcript has a single exon.
AUGUCUGCAACCGCUACCAAGGUCACGUCCGUGUGCUCCACUUCGGGCGCACCAACUCCACCAAACCCAACGCCGCGCACAGAAGCCCUCGACGAUAUCGACUCGCCACCGCGUGUAGACCUCGCGGACGUUGGCAGGAUCCUCGGACCUAUUGAGGAGGACCUCAACGAAAGCGCCGACGCGGCCAUGUAUCCUAGCCCUCCUAUCAACACGCCCGAGACCUUCUCUCCGGCACCUUCUGUCAAGUACGGUCGCGGACGCGGUCUGAGCGCCAUUGGCGACCGUCUCGCCCAACUCAAGCUCGAAGAGCGCAGCUCAUCCGGCAAGGACGCUGAUGUCACUUCCAGCAACCGCUCCGCCGUGGCUUCGAUUGCGGAGGAUGACGGUGAAGACGUCGCUGAUGAUAUGAGCUCAACCGGUAAAUACUCCACUGCAAAAGCUCAUCAUAAUAUUACAUCUGCCUCUUCACUUAUCUCUCCAACUGCAGGCUCUAUCCCGAUCAUGCUGGGCUCCCCGAGGAUCAACCCGCUUAUCGAAGAAUACCUCAACUUCAACAGCCACGAUCUGCCGGUCUCCAAUCCGGACAAGAAGCCAACCUCUUCCACUGAGGUCCCCCCCGAGGGCAGCCAUAGCCGCGGAAAUUCGAUCAAGAGCGACGGCGCCGUUAGCGGAGUCUCCGAGAAGACGAACUGGGCCGAGGAGGUGGAGGACUACGCCGAUCGUGCCAUCAUGCAGCUUGAACAGCUGGCUCUCGACGAGUUUAUCGCCGACCCGAGCCGCAGCAUAGAGGACCACUAUGUUGCACGCCUGAAGAAGCUCCUCGCUGCGGCUCACAGGAAGGCCCCGGUCGAGGUCAGCAAGAUGCGGAAGGAGGCUGGGGAGUAG